This is a messenger RNA of Homarus americanus (American lobster), 5832 nucleotides long. RefSeq names its product phosphatidylinositol 4-kinase type 2-alpha-like (gene Pi4KIIalpha). The coding region runs from base 160 to 1545 and encodes 461 amino acids. The record is from RefSeq and is a predicted model, not a curated record. Gene Ontology annotation, biological process: phosphatidylinositol phosphate biosynthetic process; endosome organization; Golgi organization. Gene Ontology annotation, cellular component: plasma membrane; trans-Golgi network; lysosomal membrane. Gene Ontology annotation, molecular function: 1-phosphatidylinositol 4-kinase activity. The transcript has 8 exons. NCBI's taxonomy places the organism in Eukaryota, Metazoa, Arthropoda, Malacostraca, Decapoda, Nephropidae.
UUUCGAUUAGGGAGUGACGUAAACAGCGGAGUGUCAUGGCGAGUGUUGUUAGUUUGUUUUGCUGGCGAGUCAGCUGAUUCUAAUGUGUAUCAUGAAUUCAUGAACAAACUAGAACUAUUAAGUGGCUGGACUUUGACAGUAAGCGCUGACAAGUGCUAAAUGACGUCAGACACAGACGAAAUAAACCCUGUAGCAGCCACAACGGCCGCCGCGGUGGUGGACGAGCGAAUACGAUCCUUGUCAACGGCGUCCGAGGCUUCUGAGGACUCUGCCACUGCUCUCCUUCCAGACGUUACAUUUGGUCCCGGGAAUCACACUGGUAUGGGCUCACCCAGGAGUAAUAGGGAGAGUCAACCUCUCCUUGGUGCAAGACAUGAACAAGAUGACUUCAACCAUUGGCCAGAUGACCCACACUUCACAGACUUGGUCAGACAAGCAGAAACAUCUAUAGAAAGUGGAAUAUAUCCUGAAAGGAUAUACCAAGGGUCCAGUGGGAGCUACUUUGUCAAAAACAGUAAUGUGAAAGUUAUUGCUGUAUACAAACCCAAAGAUGAGGAACCAUAUGGUCGCCUUAAUCCCAAGUGGACCAAGUGGCUACAUAAAGUCUGCUGUCCAUGCUGCUUUGGUCGCUCAUGCCUCGUGCCUAACCAGGGAUACUUAUCUGAGGCUGGAGCCUCCCUUGUAGAUCAGAAGUUACAGCUCAAUGUUGUUCCUAAAACUAGGGUAGUAAAAUUAGCCAGUGAAACUUUCAAUUACACAAGGAUAGAUCGUGAGAAAUCAAGAGCGAAGAAGCUGGUCUCUGAAAGAUUUCCCAAAGUAGGUCGGCAUUUCCACAGAAUUGGACUUCCACCUAAAGUUGGAUCAUUCCAAUUGUUUGUGGAGGGGUUCAAAGAUGCAGACUAUUGGCUGAGGCGAUUUGAGACUGAGCCUUUAGGGGAGACAACUAGCAGGCAGUUUCAGUUACAGUUUGAGCGCCUUGUUAUUUUGGACUACAUCAUUAGAAAUACAGACCGUGGUAAUGACAACUGGCUGAUAAAGUAUGACAAACCAGAACUAGCAGAUGAAGGAGAGGGUGAGGACUGGUCAGUGGUGAAGCCCCCAGAGGUCAGAGUAGCUGCAAUUGACAAUGGCCUGGCCUUCCCAUUUAAACAUCCUGACUCGUGGCGAGCUUAUCCUUACCAUUGGGCAUGGCUACCAUGGGCCAAAAUUGCUUUCAGCAAUGAAAUUAGGGACCUUGUUCUCCCACUGUUAUCAGACAUGAAUUUUGUCCAAGAACUUUGUGAUGAUAUGUAUAAUUUGUUUCAGACUGACAAAGGAUUUGAUCGUCACAUUUUUGAGCGGCAAAUGUCUGUGAUGCGUGGACAAAUUUUAAACCUAACUCAAGCCCUUAGAGAUGGCAAGAGUCCUGUACAGCUGGUUCAAAUGCCUGCAGUUAUUGUUGAACGGUCUAAAGGGCGUGUUGGGACAACAGCCCGCUUCCGAUCCUUCAGUGACACAUUCACACAGUCAUUCCAAGAAAAGAGUCCGUUCUUCUCAUGGUGCUGAGGGAAGAUGACAAUAAAAUUUAUUUUUUCCCCAUCACACCAUUGGAUUGGCUUUUGAGUAUUUUGGCAGGUCUUUACACAUAGCUCAGUUAACUAUUGAUUACACGUGUACUUUUUGAUAUAGUGUUUGUUAAAUUUUUUUAAAUGCAUUUAAAUGUACAGAAAAGUGUCUUAUUGGUAUCAGAUCAUCAUGAAAUAUUCUCACAGAGCCUUGAUCAUAUUUGUUAAGGAUGGGAUCAAUCAUACUGCACUUCAAGAAUGCUUUUAAGUAUUUUUAUAUUAUUUAAAUCAAUAGUACUGAAUGAGAACAAUAAGAUGUACUGGAAAUUAAAUGCACAAAGUUCAUCUCAUAAUAAUUGGCUAUAAAGAUGAAAAUGAUCCAGGUUCUACUCUAUAAGAAUGUUGAAUGUAAUAUUGAGCCUUGACUUACCCUUGAUGCAACUGAUAAAAGAUUGGACUCUUAAAACCAUGCAUACAUCUUUGGCCAUUAACAAUUGAUCUAUUUUGAAAUAUUAGAAGUACCUAAUUGAAACAUGAGUUUUGCAUUACUAGUUCAAUGGUAACUCAAGGUUUUCAGUUUUGUACCAGUCAUUGUCAUCAAUUUAUACACCAGGUGACUUCCUACAUAGUGCAGCAUGAUGGGGGAGGGAGGGGAUUAUGUGUUUCAGCUGUUUGACAUAUUUGGUCAGUCAGUCUCAUAUAUUGAAAUUGUUGGUCAAUAGAAGAAAUCAAAUUACUUGUGGCACAGCCCUCUUGUUUCAUUCCCUUAAGUAUGAACCUAGAUUUUAUGUUUUCAAAGGAUAUAUUUUAGGUAUUUUGACUUUUCUGUUGGCAAUUUUAACAGUAAUUCAUUAAUGCCAGAUAAGGGGAAUUAACUGUAUCCUAAGGAAGUGCCACCUUUGGCCAGUUGUAACAUUCAGAGUUUCCAUAGUUUGAUUUACUCACAUUGAGUAAAUUAGGCUAUAUAUUUUUACGUAAACACAACUAGGUGUGUGGAUAUAAGUUGCAAGAGGUGAAAUGCUAUAUUAAGAACAGUAAGAAAAAAUAUUUGUGGAAUGUUAGUUUGAUAUCCCUAAGUCAUGACAAGAUUAUUCAUUAUCAUUACUAUUGUUAAACUCAGUUAUAUGACCUGAGGUAAUUGCACAUGGAAGUUACCCUCACUUUUGCAGUUUUUUUUUUCCUGAAUACUGGAACAACGCUUGAUGGUUAGUGGGGGAUGCCAGCCAGCCAGCCCUCCGCAAUACUCUGUGAUAACUUAGAAAGAGCCACAAAUAUUAAACACUGUGCUAAUAUUAACCCAAGCAUUUUUCAUCCCUCUUUCAGUGGUGUUUCAGGAUUUAGGAUUCCUUUUUUGAGGAGAUUUAAUUCAUCUUGCUGUUAACAAGUCUUCUGUAAGAUGGUUUUGAAAUUAGCAGUAUGUGACCAAAGCAGAAAUUAAAAGUUUGGGUGUAUAGGCGAUAUAUUUUUCAAUUUCGUAUUGAGUCUGGUAUAACUUAGUAUGAAGAGAAUGAGUGUAGCAUGUGAGAGACGGUAUUUGUUUUAUUAGACGAGUGUACAAGAUGGCAAAUAUAGAAUGUUUAAGUUACCCACAUUCUACUUUUCCUUGUACAGUAUGUGAUAAUCUACAUUUUUGAUUCAGUGUUAUAAAUAUGCUGUGCUUUGUAUUAGCCCUUGUUUCUGAUGUGUGUGUGUGUGUGCGCGCAACUGUGCAUGUAUCACAAGACAUUGGCCUCGGAAGAUGGGAUAAGGAGCUAUGCACUGAACAUGUGCAUAAAGGCUCUCUUCACCCUUCAUAAGCAGCAUCAGGAUUAGGCAUUUAAUUAAUGCUUUCUAUUUUGUACACUGGAGUCCAAAGCAGGUUGGGAAAGUAAUACUUCAGUCAGUGAAAUUAUAUGGCUCUCAAUGUAAUUUUGACAGGUUGAUGAGCAUUUCUGAUUAUUGUUACCCAAUGCUUAACCCCUAUAAGGUAAGGAUAUAUUUUUUAACAGUGACUGAGUGAUGCUGUAGCAGGAUAACAAGUUAAAUAAGAGUGAUCUUCUCUUGUGACUUUGUCAACGUACUAUGUAUUUUUAUUUAUCAUAUGAGGCUGUGGAACUAUAUAUUAUCCUUGAUGUACUACUCUCUUGUUUUGUGAUUUUCACAUCAAGUUAAUUAAAAGGCAGCAUUUAUUGAGGAUGUUAGAUGGAAUCUUCAGGAUAUUAACCUCAGGUAGUGGGACAGCAUUAGCCAACAAGAAGGGGGCAAUGAAUGCAUGAAUUGAUGUAAUAGGUUUAUAAGGAAAAUAUUUAGUCAUUAUCAUGGGGUAUAUGUAACUUAACAUUCAAAUGCCUGAAAUCAUCGUGAAACACGCUACCUGAAAUUGUGCAUCAAUACCUAACAUGAUGUACAGUAUAGGACAGGACUGUACUGUGUAUCUGUAUAAGAAAAAAAAAAGGUGCAUUAUGUGAUCUGUUGACCAUCAAAUGACUCUAGUAGUUGGGCACAAAGUGCCCCACAGUAAUGUACAAGAAUGUUGGGCAUCAUUUGAUCUAUGAUAGUGUAUAAGGUAUUUUGGCUUGAUAUGACAAAUGAUAGUUUACAAGAUGUUGGGCAUCAUGUGACCUAGGAUGGUGUACAAGAUGUUGGGUAUCAUGUUAUAGAAGUAUAAUUUGAUCUUGGUUGGUGUACAUGAUGAUAGGUAUCAUGACCUGGGAUGAUGUACAAUAUGUUAGGUAUCAUAUGACCAAUAAUGGUGUAGAGGAGUGAUGCAUAAGUAUUGUGUGUGUUAUGUCCUGCUAUAGUAUGGUAUUAACAACCAGUCUGUCUUGCCUGUGUUUCAUACUUGGAGUAAGAAAUUUUGAGUGAAAUAAUAUUACAAAGGCAAAAUAAAGGUUGGUUCCUGUUCCAAAUAUCUUUCUUAAAUAUCAUUAACUCAAAUGUUCUCUUUCCAUUGCAUGGAAGUUGUUAAAUAUGUUUUAACCUAAUCUCAGUCGUGUAAACCUUUUCUGGCUUUGAAGUUGUGUUGCAUAAUGUUUUCUAGAAUGGUUAACAAAAGGUAAAGGUUUAAUGGAAAAAGUUACGAGGUCUCACUGACCCAUCUAGAGUUGCUCUUAUUGGUUAUUAGAAUUUUGUAUUAGAAAGUUUCAAAAGUCUAUGUUGUAUCCAUUAGAAACUUAUUAUACUAUUCUUUAUUUGAAAGAUAUUGUGAUACCCAGUUGAGAAACUUAUUCUGUUGUAGUGCCUCUUAAGGCAGAAAUAAUAACUGGUUUUCGUAGGAAUAGGACCCCAAAUUCCUUGUAAACUUGCUACUGUUACAUCUUGGAAUACAAGUACUGUUCUGCUUUUAGAGUGUUUAAGCAUAGACCCUUCUAACUUAUUGUAAAUGAAAUAUAUUUAUAUUUUAUGCCUGUAAAUUUUUGUGAAGGAGUAAUUUGUUUAGAGGAGUUAUACAUCCAAGAGUUAUCUAAUGAAUAGUACGUCGUUAUAAUAUCUAAUAUGCCUUUCCCACCAAACAGCAGGGUUGUUAAUUCAAAAACUCAAAUACUCCCUUUAUUCUUAUAAUAAAUUCUUUGCUUCUUAAGACUUUCUACAUGUCCUUAAAUCUUCAGACUCCAUCCUGGAAUUUUUUUUGGACAGUUCCACUAAUUUCAUAUUUGCCUCUUAUAAUUUGUGUCCCAUAAAGUGCUCUACCGGCCAUCUUUUUGGUACAUCUGCCCGUUUAACAAAAUUGACUGAUAUGUGGAAUAUGUAGAAUUUUUGACUGGUUGUUGUUACUGAUGCUCGGUUAAAAAUGAAGAAAUUUUAAUGUUGCAUUGAAGACUGCCAGUUUCCUCCUUUUCUCUUUCACAAAUGAUUUGUAAACUUGUGAGAAUGAUGCAUGUUUAGGAUGGUGCCUUCAUAUUGUAUAUUGUUCUGUCUACAUAUUGUAUAUGCUUAAUGUGAAUAUAGGGAACUAUCUUGAAGUUGUUGGGGGCUUUGCCAAAUUAUACCUGUAUUUUGAACUGUAAUAGUAUUUUUUAAGGAUGAGCCUUUUUCUUGUAUUAUACUGGUAAUUUUUUCAAGAAAAUUUACAAAGGUUUGUAUCUACACAAGGUACCUAACUUGCCUUGACAGUUCAUCAUAUCUCUUCUGAAUGAUUCAUGAGAUACAUUCACCAAAGAAUAUCUUAUUACAAACACUUUCAUACACCCUCGGUCAACAGUCUAUAAACAAGGUCAAUGCAAACUGUUAUACUUGUACCUAUUUAUCUCUCUAUUACUGUAUGUCAAAGCUUCCUUAUAAAUAUACCUAGUCUUAACAUUUGUUUAAA